UCACUGCUCACUGCCAGUGCUCACGCACACACACUUCUCUUCUCUUCUCUUUCUUUCUUUCUCAAACACAAUGGAGGAAAUCCUCCUUUCUCUUCCACUUCUCUGCAUCUUAUAGAACUUCCCUCAUCCAACAUGGCUAAUCACCACCACCAUCAUCAUGCGCACGACACCAACCUCAAAUCCCUUCUCGACACCCUAUACUGCUCCGAAGAGCAUUGGGAGGAAGAUGUUGGGGAAGAUGAAUUAGACGAAGCAGAGAAUAAUAAUACUACUAAUAAUAACGCUACCAGUAGCAGAAGCACCCUAAUAAACUCCCUUCACUACCCUCAUGUGUUGUUCGAAAGCGACAUGUUUUGUGACGAACAGGAGUUGACAUCGCUGCUGGGGAAAGAACAACACAACCCUCUAACCACUUGCCUCCAAACCAACCCUGCGCUCCAGUGUGCUCACAGAGAAGCCGUGGAGUGGAUGCUCAGAGUGAACGCUCACUACUCCUUCUCUGCUCUCACAUCCCUUCUUGCCGUCAACUACUUUGACCGCUUCCUCUCCACCAUCCACUUUCAGGAUGCCAAGCCAUGGAUGACACAUCUCGCCGCCGUCGCUUGUCUCUCCCUCGCUGCCAAAGUGGAGGAGACACAAGUCCCCCUUCUCCUAGACCUUCAGGUGGAAGAGGGUAGAUACUUGUUCGAAGCCAAAACGAUUAAAAGGAUGGAGAUUUUGGUCCUUUCCACCCUUGGAUGGAAGAUGAACCCGCCAACCCCUCUCUCCUUUCUUGAUUACAUCACAAGAAGACUUGGAUUGAAGGAUCAUCACUGCUGGGACUUCCUCAGGAAGUGCGAAGGCGUUCUUGUUUCUGUCCUCGGAGAUUGGAGGUUAAUGGGUUAUCUACCGUCUGAAUUGGCAAGUGCUACGAUGAUACACGUUGUGAAAAGCGUGGAGCCUUGUCUAGAAGGCGAAUACCAGAGACAACUCUUGGGUAUUCUGGGAUUCGACAAGGAGAAGGUGAACGAGUGUGGGAAGGUGUUGGAAUUGUGGUCAGGGUACGAGAAGCAGGGGAAGCAAUGCAUGAAACGAAAGCUUGGAAGCGUUCCGGGAAGUCCAAACGGCGUGAUGGAAAUGUCGUUUAGCUGUGAUAGCUCGAACGAGGCGUGGGGAGUAGCUGCUGCUGCUGCUGCUGCUUCUGCUUCUGGUUCAGUGUGUUGUUCGGCGGAAGGUUUGUGGAAGAAGAGUAGAAGUGAAGUAAAGCGAUAAAGGAAAAUGUUGUGGGCAGGCAUUAAUUUCAACCACCCUCUCUCUCACUCCUAAUGGAAACAUAUAUAGUCUUUCCCUGCUUUAAUAACUGCGUAUCUUUCUCUUUCUCUUUUUGACCACCAAGUUAAAUUGCCAACCAUCUCUGCCUCGCACUACUUCCAUUCAUCCCUCAUUUAUUAAUGGAAUUAGAUUUAGACCUUCCUCUUCCUCUAGGACUCUGCAACCAGAUAUUGUUGGCAUUUUAUGAAGAACAAUUUUAUAUAAUUAAUAAUAUACUAAUAGUAUAUAUAUGUCAACAAAUACAACACAAGUGUAUGUAUUCUAUUAUCUUUUCCUUUCAAUGCGAUGAGAUAUUACAAUUA
Molecule: messenger RNA, 1613 nt
Organism: Vigna unguiculata (cowpea)
Lineage: Eukaryota; Viridiplantae; Streptophyta; Magnoliopsida; Fabales; Fabaceae
Product: cyclin-D3-3-like
Source: RefSeq, a predicted model, not a curated record